AGGAAAUAGAGGCAGAUGGAGGCGCAAUGACUUGCCCAAGGUCAAGCAGCUAAUAACUUUCCGAGACUGACUUUGAACGCAGGUCUUCUUGAUUCCAGGCCUAAUGUUCUAUUCAGUUUGCCAUCUAGGUGCCACAGCGAUUUAAAGCUUGCAAAGCACUUUGCAAACAUUAUCUCCGUUUUACCCAGCCAGCAUUGGGAGAGGGACUUCUCUGUAUUAAUGAAAUCACAGGUCUGGACCAGACUUUGUACAUAUGUGUAUACAUGUAGUUAUGGACAGGCCUUCAGAAUGUGUAUUACAGGAUGGCAUGAGAUAACGUAUGGAAAUUGAUUUGCAGACUUUAAAGGGUUCAGCAACUCUAUCUAACCCUGUUUCUAACCAAUCUGUCAGACCCUGCUACGUGCUACUAUACCUCAGGCAAAGGAGACCCGGAGAGAGAGAGAGAGAGACAGAGAGUCCCCUCUCCAGAAAUGGAAGGCCAGAUUGCUUAUGAUGAUUACCCCGUGGUCUUCCUGCCACCCUAUGAGAAUCCCCCUGCCUGGAUUCCUCCUCAUGAGAGGGUCUACCACCCAGACUACAACAAUGAAUUGACCCAGUUCCUACCUCGGACGAUCACGCUGAAGAAGCCCCCAGGAGCCCAGUUGGGAUUUAACAUCCGUGGGGGAAAGGCCUCCCAGCUGGGUAUCUUCAUCUCCAAGGUGAUUCCUGAUUCAGAUGCCCAUCGGGCUGGACUACAGGAAGGAGACCAGGUUCUAGCUGUGAAUGAAGUGGAUUUCCAAGAUAUUGAGCACAGCAAGGCUGUGGAGAUUCUGAAGACAGCUCGUGACAUCAGCAUGCGGGUCCGAUUUUUCCCCUACAGUACGUUUCUGAGCGCCACGCCCCGGGCUCUGGAGCUCAUAGACCCAGUCCCCUUUGUAAUCGCCAAGGGCCCUGGCUUUUAGGACUCUUUAGCUGCAGAAACUGGGAGGAGAGGGGGAGGCCAGCUCUCUGCCCCACCUGCCUGUGGCUUCUUCCGUUCCCAGAUUACCAUCGCCAGAAGGAGAGGACAGUGCACUAGCAGAUACGCUCUUCCCUUGCAUGUAGAAGCUACCUGGACACCUGAGUGACUUAGGAAGCACUGCCCCGGACUAAACUGCACUCUUCAUUUUCUGGGGGGCUUCAGGCCUAGUAAAGGCAGGGGAACCUUUCUAGGGGGAAUCCUCUUCCUCUGCCAGCAUUGAUCUGAGACAGGGAGCCCAAUGGAAACCUCAACUUCCCCUCCCCUUCCCCCCCCCCCCCCCCCAGCUAAAUAAAAGGAAAACCUGGAUUACCGUU
This is a messenger RNA of Vombatus ursinus (common wombat), 1314 nucleotides long. RefSeq names its product PDZ domain containing 11 (gene PDZD11). Gene Ontology annotation, biological process: neurotransmitter secretion; maintenance of epithelial cell apical/basal polarity; protein localization to basolateral plasma membrane. The record is from RefSeq and is a predicted model, not a curated record. NCBI's taxonomy places the organism in Eukaryota, Metazoa, Chordata, Mammalia, Diprotodontia, Vombatidae. Gene Ontology annotation, molecular function: protein binding. Bases 471 to 941 code for a protein of 156 amino acids. Gene Ontology annotation, cellular component: synapse; cell-cell junction; basolateral plasma membrane. The transcript has 6 exons.